Penicillium canescens is the source of this 1626-nucleotide messenger RNA. RefSeq names its product glycosyl hydrolase family 79 C-terminal domain-containing protein. The record is from RefSeq and is a predicted model, not a curated record. The transcript has 3 exons. Bases 1 to 1626 code for a protein of 541 amino acids. NCBI's taxonomy places the organism in Eukaryota, Fungi, Ascomycota, Eurotiomycetes, Eurotiales, Aspergillaceae.
AUGUUUCUUGAUCUACUUUUAGGAGCCACCAUUGUGGCGGCAGUGCGCACAAAUGUUGAGCGAGAUGCUUCACCCGCUAUUGCUGUUAGUGGACGAGUUCCCCAAACCGCUGGAGCUGCCAUCUUGAAUCCAUUUGUAUCAUUCUCGAUCGAAUUCUCUUCUUUCCCCGAUUUCGCUGGCAACUCUUCCCUGCCGAACAAGUUCUCAAAGAGCCUGCUCGACAAUCUUGGUAAGCUCCAAGGUGGAAAGCCACAUAUUCGCGUUGGUGGAAACACUCAGGACCUUGCCUUGUACGAUCCGGAUCUAAAGACAGGAAUCCAAGGAACAUAUGUCCCUGCUGUGUCUGAAGAUUAUCCAUCUAUCAUCUCAUAUGGACCCUCAUACUUCGAGUCAUACUCGACUUGGCCCGGCGUCAAAUUUAGUCACGGCUUCAAUAUGGGUAAGAAUGGCACUGCGGGCAUGGAUAAUCUCAUUGCCACCGUUCCACUGGCAUGCAAAGCACUUAAAAACGGAAAACUGGCAUACUGGGAGAUCGGAAACGAGCCAGAUCUUUUCAGGACAACCAGACCGAACAGUGUACGACCUACGAGUUGGACUGAGAGUGACUAUGUGACAGAAUGGUUGGCCAAGGCACAAGUAAUCAAGCGUCAGCUCAAGAAGAGUUGCCCUGAAAUGGCGACGGAUGCCGAGUACAAGUAUCUUGCGCCGUCAUUUGCAGGUAUAAAAAACAGUCUGGACCCGCUCAAGACCUGGCAAAGCGGGCUUGAUACGGACCACAAUGUUGGUUUGAACUCCAUGCACAACUACAUCGGCGGUGCAGACCAACCAGGUGUCACCCUUCGCCACACCCUUAUGAACCAUACUUCAACCGCACACAGCGUCGACCAACAUGCCAAGCUUUCCCAAGUGCUCAACACACAAGGCCUGACCAAGGGUAUUCCCUACAUUCUUGGCGAGACAAAUUCACUUUACCAUCAAGGCAAACCAGGACUAUCAAACUCAUUCGGUGCCGCACUCUGGGUUGUGGACUUCAAUCUCUAUUGCGCAUCACAAAGCAUCCAGCGAACACAUAUGCACCAGGGCACCGACUACCGCUACGCAUCCUGGCAGCCUGUCCAAACUAACAAGACAACCAUUGGAACCAAGGCACCCUACUACGGUAACGCAAUGGUCGCCGCAAUGCUAAAGAGCAACAAGGAGAGCGACGAUGUACAGGUUGUCAAUCUCCCCUUAUCGGAAGAGACAGAGGCUGCUUACGCGGCAUAUGUGAACGGUCAUCUGGCCAGGAUUGCCGUGGUCAAUCUGCAAGAAUACAACUACACAACCUCGGACUCGGAUUCGCUAUCGGAUUCGCCUUCAGAUUCGACGCAGCGUCCCGUGGCAAAGUACUCGUUCCAGAUCCCUGCAACCUUGGCAAAAUCGUUAUCCGUCCAAAGGCUUAUGGCAAAUGGCAGCGAUGCCAUUACAGGUAUCACCUGGGACGGCUGGUCAUAUAACUAUGAACUCCAGGGCGGGAAGCCUGUGCGGCAGUCCAAUGUCACGAUUGGUGAAUCGCUGUCUGUGAGCAAGGAAGGGAUGAUUGAUAUUGAGGUACCUUAUUCUAGUGGUGCGAUGAUCAAUCUUUAG